This is a messenger RNA of Lathyrus oleraceus (garden pea), 780 nucleotides long. RefSeq lists its product as uncharacterized. The transcript is spliced from 2 exons. Lineage: Eukaryota; Viridiplantae; Streptophyta; Magnoliopsida; Fabales; Fabaceae. The coding region runs from base 1 to 780 and encodes 259 amino acids. The record is from RefSeq and is a predicted model, not a curated record.
AUGUAUGUUAAGAAGUUUGAAGAUAUGGCUGCUUAUUCUAGACAGGCCGUGUAUACACCAAAUGAGAUGUGGAAAAUUGGUAAGUUCCUUUUUGGUUUAAGAAGUGAAAUUUCUCAUAGUAUUUCUCAGAGAGAAUUCACUACUUAUGCUGCAUUGCUAAGGCAAUGCUAUGUGGCUGAGAAUAGUUUGAAGAAGAGGGAGGGACACAUGGCUAGGGAUUGGCCUCAGGAUAAGAAUCAGAUGCAAGGGAGGAACAUCGAUCGAGUUUAUACCUUGGAUGCAAGGAAGGCUAAGAGCAACAAUGCUUUGAUGGCUGGUACAGGUCUCUUCAAUGGUCAUCCCUAUUUUGUAUUGUUUUAUUAUGGGGAAACAUACUCUUUUGUAUCAAUUAAAUGUAUGAAGCAUCUUGGCUUGCAAGCAAUUCCUUUAUCUCCUCCUAUGGUGGUUACUACCGCCAUGUGUGAUGUGGUUGAGACACCGUUAAUUUGUGAAAAUUGUUCGCUUUCGGUGAAUGGUAGAAUUUUCCAGAUUGAUCUUAUUUGUUUACCACUUAAGAAGGUUGAUGUGGUCUUGGGGACGGAUUGGCUUUCCGCCAAUUCAGUGUUUAUUGGAUGUGAAGAGAAGUUAAUCAUGAUUCCAUAUAGUGAAGCUACUCCAAAGGAUGUAUUAACUACUAUCUUGGAAGGUACGGUUGACAUGGUUAAUUUCUUAUUUGAGAAGGAAAAGUCAGUUCUCUUGGUUCUCACCAAGGAACCUAGUGACAAUCUGAAAGUUACAUAA